Penicillium paradoxum is the source of this 612-nucleotide messenger RNA. RefSeq names its product carboxymuconolactone decarboxylase family protein. Lineage: Eukaryota; Fungi; Ascomycota; Eurotiomycetes; Eurotiales; Aspergillaceae. Bases 1 to 612 code for a protein of 203 amino acids. The record is from RefSeq and is a predicted model, not a curated record. Gene Ontology annotation, molecular function: peroxiredoxin activity. The transcript has a single exon.
AUGCGGCUGCCCUACGCCCCUUCCACUCCUCCUGCCGAUGCGCCUGCCGACACCGCUGGCAUUUAUGCUCGCAUCGCGGAGCGUAGAAACCCUCGCCCUUUGAUCCCACUGGAUCUCUCUCUCCUUCACAGUCCACCGGUGGCCGAUGGCUGGAACAGCUUUAUCGGAGCUAUCCGGUCGCGUACUCUGGUUGACUCUGGUAUCAUGGAGCUGGCAGUCUGCCGUGUCGCCGUACUGAACAACGCUACUUACGAAUGGAAUGCCCACGCCCCAUUGGCUCUGAAAGGGGGUAUCACGCCUGAUCAAUUGCAUGCUGUGCGUACACUGCCUUCAACUGCCGAGGGGAACAUUACCGAGCUCGAGAGUAGCACACUCACCCCGCAACAACGUGCUGUGUUACGCUAUACGGACCAGAUGACUCGCACGAUCACAGUCCAGGAUGCAGUUUUUGCUGAAUUGAAGACGGUGGGAUACAACGACCGGGAGAUCGUGGAGCUCACCACCGGUAUCGCCGGCUACAAUUGUGUGAGUCGGUUCUUGGUUGCGCUGGACGUGGGCGAGAAUAAUGACCGGGAGAUGAAGAGCGUGGAAGAGUUGGUGAAGUCUCUGUAA